Messenger RNA from Lolium perenne, 1656 nucleotides. RefSeq names its product pto-interacting protein 1. Lineage: Eukaryota; Viridiplantae; Streptophyta; Magnoliopsida; Poales; Poaceae. Gene Ontology annotation, biological process: protein phosphorylation. The record is from RefSeq and is a predicted model, not a curated record. Gene Ontology annotation, molecular function: protein kinase activity; ATP binding.
ACAGAUGAAACAAACCAACAAGCAAGAAGAGGAAGAGAGAGAGAGGGAGGCCACCAGGGCAACGCAGCAACCAAAGGGGGAAGGGGAAGGGCGAGGAAGACCGCGUCGUGUUCCUCGUCCCGCCUCCUCUCCUCGGACUCCACCCCCUUCGCAUUGCUCCUGAAUUCCGAUUCGACCAAGAAGAGGAACGAAGGGCAAGGGAGCGAUGGGGUGUUUUUCAUGCUGCGGGGCCGAUGAUGUUGGCAAGAAGAAGAAGCGCGAUGAUCCUUAUGUUCCGGUCCCUGCCCCAGGAGGUAACAAUGGAUAUAACCGGGGUCCAGCCCCUACCCGUGCCAUCCGUGCUGGCAGAACUCAGCCAAUCGAAGUACCAGACAUUCCCCUUGAAGAAAUGAAGGAAAUAACCAAGAACUUCAGCAGUGAUGCUCUUAUAGGAGAGGGGUCGUAUGCGAGAGUUUUCUUUGGUGUACUGAAAGAUGGCAAGAAAUGUGCGGUGAAGAGGCUCGACUCUAGCAAACAGCCUGACCAAGAGUUCCUUGCGCAGGUGUCAGCUGUUUCAAGACUCAAGCAUGACAAUGUUAUCCAACUUCUUGGGUACUGUGCUGUAGGGAGCACCCGUGUUCUUGCUUAUGAAUAUGCGACAAGGGGCUCCUUGCAUGAUAUUCUCCAUGGUAAAAAGGGUGUCAAGGGAUCCCAGCCAGGACCAGCCUUAUCCUGGAUGCAGCGGGCUAGGAUCGCCGUAAGCGCCGCAAGAGGACUCGAAUUCCUCCACGAGAAGGCAGAGCCACGUGUCGUCCACCGUGAUAUCAAGUCCAGCAACAUAAUGCUCUUUGACAACGACGUUGCAAAGCUAGGAGACUUUGAUGUCUCCAAUCAGGCCCCUGACAUGGCUGCACGUCUUCACUCUACGCGUGUUCUUGGCACCUUUGGUUAUCAUGCUCCUGAGUACGCGAUGACUGGGCAGCUUAGCGCAAAGAGCGAUGUCUACAGCUUUGGAGUGGUGUUGUUGGAGCUUUUAACUGGUCGCAAACCAGUUGAUCAUACGCUUCCCCGUGGCCAGCAGAGCCUCGUGACAUGGGCUACGCCAAGGCUAAGUGAAGACAAGGUGAGGCAAUGUGUGGAUCCAAGACUUGGACAGGAAUACCCUCCGAAGGCUGUCGCCAAGAUGGCUGCAGUGGCUGCCCUGUGCGUGCAGUACGAGGCGGAUUUCCGGCCCAACAUGAGCAUCGUCGUUAAGGCUCUAGCGCCGCUGCUGAACAGCCGGUCAAGCAACAGGCCUGCCGCCUCAGCCUCUACCCCUGCCGUUGAGUGAGCUCCGAGUGGCUGCAUGUGCUGUGAUUCAUUUUUCGACACGACGAUUUCGUGUACGCGACGAGCUGGUGAUGUUUAGGGCCUUUUGCCAUGGAUCUUGUGGGGUGGUUUGGUGUGAUGUUGUACAUUUUGAGGGGUGGUGCGGUGUGGUGUGGUUUUGCCAUGGAUCUUGUGGGGUGGUUUGGUGUGAUGUUGUACAUUUUGAGGGGUGGUGCGGUGUGGUGUGGUGGGAUUUUCUUCUUCCCUGGACAGGGGGACAUGCGCUGCGGUACAUUGUGGCAGGCAAUCCCUGCAUCGUUUGUGGCCUCUCGACCUCUCGUAGCCAGCAAUACACUUCCUGUUUGGUCA